ACUUGAUCCACUGCACCAAUGAGAUGAACGUGAACAUCCCUCAGCUGGCAGACACGUUGUUUGAGCGUACGGCCAGCACCAGUUGGGUGGUGGUCUUCAAGUGUCUCACCACCACACACCACACCAUGGUCUACGGUAACGAGGUGAGCGAAACCUUUCUGCAACUCCACUGUGUAGGCUGAAGCUGCCCCUACUCUGAUAUAGGGCCAUUAACACUAAUGGUUAAGGUUAGGACUGGGGGAGAAGAAUCUGAUCUUGUACCUGGGGAUUUUUUUCAACCCGGAGCUCUGCAACUCAACACUUCCAGCAGAGCCAUAUGUAGAAUGGAUCUGACGCCUUGGUGAUCAGAGAGGCAUGUCAUGCAAGACACAGACUCUGAAUUCCAAUCAACCCCUAUCUUGCCAUACUUACUGUAAUUGUACCAUUGUAACAUGCUCUACUCCUGGUGAUACCUAUCUCUCUUAAUUAUGAUGUCAUGAAAUAUUUUACGUAUAAAAAAUAACUAAAAUCAGUGUCAGAAGUGACACUAAUAGUGUGGUGUUAAGGUAUUUUGAAAUCCUUUUAAAACUAGUGGUUUGAAAAGUGUCAGCAAUAUCCAGUCCACAGAAUUGUGUAAUUUUAUCACACUUCUUCUUUUGAGAAGGCUCUCUUAUGUAACAUUGCUAUGCAUUUUCAAAAGCGGUUAUGUCUUGUAUUGCUGUUGGUGAAUGCAAAAGAUUGACUAUCUAUGAAGGUUUGUACACAUGUUUCUGUGUUGCAGAGAUUUAUUCAGUACAUGGCUUCAAGGAAUACGCUUUUCAACCUCAGUAACUUUUUGGACAAAAGUGGCCUACAAGGUGAGUAACGUCAGCUCUGCACAAACUUUGCUGUAGCACUCUGUAUUUUAUCACGGGUUCAGUAUCGUCUUAACUGUAUGAGGUGAAAUGCGGCAGUAUCUUAAAGAUGCUACACAUUUGAAUUUUUGCAUUGUAAUUUCUGAAAAUGUCCAUAAUAUAUCUGCUGCUAAUAGUAGAAUGCUAGUGUUUCACAGUAUUACUUACCCGCCAGUGUUGUGAUAUUUGCCUAUUGAUUUCUCCCACUGGAGCUGCAUCUGUUGUCAAACUGGGAAAGCUGUUCUGACUUUGGCUGUGUUAUCUAGUGAAAAUAUAGUUUUUACAGCUGUUUGAGUCUGGUGGACCAAAACCGAAAGUAACUUUUCGUUUUAGUCCACCAGCUUCAAACAGCUGUAAAAUGAUACUUGUUGUUAAUGGAAAGAUAUUUCACAGCGAUUUUAGAUGGUACAAUGAUUCCCUAAACUAUUCAGUGCUUGUUUUCUCACAUAAACUGAACUUGAGCGAACAGUGUAGAAUGACUGAGCGAUUCCCAGUAGAUAACGCAGCCACAAAGUCAGAACAGCUUUCCCAGUUUGACAACAGAUGCCGCUCCGGCGGGAGAAAUCGAUCACAGCCAAUCACAACACUGGCAGGUAAGUAAUAGUGUGAAACAAUAUCAUUCCACUAUUAGCGCCAGAUAUAUUAUGGACAGUUUCUGAAAUUACAAUGCAAAAAAUCUAUAAACAUCCUAUGUGUAGCACCUUUUUUAAGGCAUUCAGAUAUAAUGAGACCUGCAAAACAAAUGAGAGAUGCGGAGAACUGUUCUUUUAGACAGUUCUGCCCUUUUCCCCCUCGCUCUAUUCCCAAUGAAAUGGCAACAUGGCCGACUCAGCUCACAUCAAGCCCAGCAGAAUGUAUUUACUGAAGGUUGUUUCCCAUGUUAACAAGAUGCUUGGAAGCCCAGACCAGUGGGACUUUCAAGUGGGAGUAUAAUGGUAGAGUAAGCGCCCCUAAUCAUAACCCAUAUGCCUUUUGUCAAGUUGUGUUAAUUAUAAAUGAGGGUUAUAGGGAGCUGUCAGUUUGUUUAAGGAUGAUGGUACCGGUGCCCCCGCACAUUGACUCUGCACCGGUAUCCCCCUGUAUAUAUAGCCUCCCUACUGUUAUUUUAUUUUACUUCUGCUCUUUUUUUCUCAACACUUUUUUGUUGUUUUAUUUUACUUUUUUAUUAAAAAUAAAUGCAUUGUUGGUUAAGGGCUGUAAGUAAGCAUUUCACUGUAAUGUCUGCACCUGUUGUAUUCGGCGCAUGUGGCCAAUACAAUUUGAUUUGAUGACUGGAUUUAGGUUGGAGUAUAGCGCUCAUGACAGAAAUCCACUAGAUGGUGAGCUGUUGGCGACAGCCUGUUGGGCCUUUGCUUUAGGAGAAAUAUGGGACAGACUAUAUUUACGAUACAUACAGUAUUUAUGCUAGUUCAUGGUCAUUUCCAUAUCUUGUUGUAAGUAGUGUUGUCACAAUACUCAGUAUUGCAGUUGCGAAAAAAAUCAGAAAUCAGGAAACGGACUGAAUGUUCAAUAGCUUGGAAAAUAAACGUGACAGCCUUAUGAGUCCCAUUUGUUUAUUUUUCAAGCUUUUGCACACACUAUUUCACAUAAAACAGGUUUUCCUCAAUAAAGGGCCAUACAAUUCAGUCAGUUUUCUUUUUCCAUGUAAGGCUUUCACAAGUAUCAUGAUAGUAUGACAUUGGUAUCAUGGCAACACUGGAACACACACUUCAAGUGUCCUAAAGUCUGCCUGUAUAUUUGUCCGACGGCAUAUAGCACAUAAAUCCACCAAAACCUCAGGAGUCGUGACUUCCCUAAAUCAAUGGAAGAAUGUGCUUUCGCUUAUUCAAGCUCAAAUGCAUCCCUUAUUUUCCCUAAUAACAAGUUAAGAGUAUAUGCUUGUUGUUAGAAAAUAUGGUAAUGUGGCAGUUAACUACCGUGAGAUGUAUAUCACGAUCAAGAUGCACCUGAUGCUCAAAGAGUAAUUCCCCUAUUGUCUUUUUCAGGCUAUGACAUGUCAACGUUCAUAAGGAGGUAUAGUCGCUACCUGAAUGAGAAGGCUGUGUCGUAUCGACAUGUCGCUUUUGACUUUACAAAAGUGAAACGAGGGUAAGGACUUUAAUUAUCUAUUCACAUUUCCUUAUAGCAUCAGGCUCAGCUAGCAUCCUCCGUAUUGUAUAAAUACUAUACAGUCGAGUCCUGAGAAGUGUUUAGGAUAUUUUUUGGCAUAUUGCUUAUUCUUCCACAAGUGCAUAUAGUUUAGGGGUUGAUUUGGCAUCUGUGUAAGUGCAUUCUUUUAAAUUGCGUGCUUUAGUUUAGUACACACAUUCAUGACAGUCCAAAGCCAUUAGUAUUGGGCCCUUAAUGAUUGGAAAAUUAUCUUUACACAAGGGCGGAUGGCGUUAUGAGAACCAUGAACACAGAGAAGUUACUGAAGACCAUACCCAUUGUCCAAAACCAGAUGGAUGCUCUACUUGAUUUCAACGUGAGUUUUCAAUGCUUGACAUUUUGUACAUUGUUGUAUUGCUAUGGCCUAAAACUCUUCAGCUCUCAUAUGUCAAAGUAUUGCAAAAAACAUAGUCGAUGAUUGAGUAGUCGAUCUUUUAGCUCUGUCCUGUGGAUUGGGAGCUCUGUGAGUCGGACCAAUGAGUGCUCGAUGGGUUGACUGUCAAUUAAAUGAAUGUGCUUUGGAUUCCCCCUCCAUCUCCAGGUCAACGCCAACGAGCUCACCAACGGAGUGAUCAACGCGGCCUUCAUGCUUCUGUUCAAAGAUUCCAUUCGACUGUUUGCGGCCUACAAUGAAGGCAUUAUCAACCUGCUGGGUAAGUGCUUCUGCCUUCCGGCUCUCAAAAGGCUCUCUCCUGCCAAAAGCAAGUCCUUAUUGCCGUAUCAUCGUUACCAUUGAGCACUUUGAUAAUGCAAAGACACCUUUGAUGAUGCACCCUGUCUUACGGAGUUCAUACUGUAUCCCUGGCCUCAAAUGUUUACCACCACUCACUAUCAGGCUGCUCCACGCUACCAGGCUGACUUAACGGGGGCCGACCAAGGGCAGUGCUACUACUCUGUUUUGCUCUAGUGUUCUAGUUGUGCUGGGUGACAUAAGGUCUGUGUUUAUAGGUUAGGGGUUGGGUGAAUUCCCUUUUUGAACUGAGCCAUUCUAUUUGAUUUCUGAAACACAUAAAAAAAUCUAGUUUCCAAUUCUUCUCAUUCAUAUUAAAUAUGUUUCCUGAAGGGACUGUGUUAAAAUGUAAUUGAGCCCAAUGCUGGUGGAGAGACUGGUCUUUCACACAGUCUGAAUUCAACUACUCUGUGCUGGCUGUCUUUCACACAGUCUGAAUUCAACUACUCUGUGCUGGCUGUCUUUCACACAGUCUGAAUUCAACUACUUUGUAUAUCUGUGCAUGUGUGAUUUUUGUCUGUUGGGAAUGGAAAUAAUGUCUAAUGUGGGGGGGAUCAAAUUGGAGAUGAGCAAACAUCAGUGAGAGGUUUACAAGCCCCUCUGGAGAGUUUGUAUACAUCCUGCAGACAUCCACAUUUUAACUGCCAAGUUUCUGAUUUGAGAAAACCGUUACUUCUGGAAUUAUACUAUAGAAAAUUAAACCUCUCUCCCAUUCAUUUGUAAAGGCUGUUUUAAUUGUUUGAUACAGUUUAUCCUGAUUUUAUAAAAUGUCUGUUCAUACCAGAGUUUUUAUCACUGCUAUUUUGCUUCAGUUCCAGUGCUCCAUUAUAAUUUUCCUGUCUAUUCAUUUCACAGAGAAGUACUUUGACAUGAAGAAAACUCAAUGCAAGGAGGGCCUUGACGUCUACAAGAAAUUCCUCACUCGAAUGACGAGAAUCUCUGAAUUCCUCAAAGUAGCAGAGGUAAGAUCCCUCCUUUGCAAACUUCUGUGUGAUAAGAUAAUUUUUUACUCCUACAUUCACUUUUACCUCCAUGUCAUCUUGACCCUCCUCUCUUCUUCCUUUCAGCAAGUAGGGAUUGAUCGAGGGGACAUCCCAGACCUCUCCCAGGUAAGAUGCUAAAAGCAAGGUAAAAGCAAACUCUGCUGCCAGCAUCCUCACCCGCACCAGAUCAACUGAACACAUCACACCAAUACUCCACAAUCUACAAUGGCUCCCUGUGCAAUCCCGUAUUGACUUUAAGACACUCCUCCUCACCUACAAAGCCCUCCACAACCUGGCACCCACCUAACUCUCUGACCUUCUCCCAGCCUAUGCCCCCUCCCUCCGCUCUGCUGGUUUCGUUGUCACCCCCACAUUCCGCCUCUCCCCCAUAGGUGCCAGGGCCUUCAGCUGCUUGGCACACAGGCUCUGGAAAGCACUCCCCCCACACAUAUGACAUGCAGACACAGUUAUCGAAUUCAAAACCCACCCCUUAGAGAGAACUUAUAGCCUAGUGUCCAUGAUUGACUCUGUCCUUCGUAACCUAUUCCCAACCCUACCCCCUAAACUGGGUUCGUAUCCUAUUCCCAACCCUACCCCCUAAACUGGGUUUGUAUCCUAUUCCCAACCCUACCUCCUAAACUGGGUUCGUAUCCUAUUCCCAACCCUACCCCCUAAACUGGGUUCGUAUCCUAUUCCCAACCCUACCCCCUAAACUGGGUUUGUAUCCUAUUCCCAACCCUACCUCCUAAACUGGGUUCGUAUCCUAUUCCCAACCCUACCCCCUAAACUGGGUUCGUAUCCUAUUCCCAACCCUACCCCCUAAACUGGGUUUGAAUCCUAUUCCCAACCCUACCUCCUAAACUGGGUUCGUAUCCUAUUCCCAACCCUACCCCCUAAACUGGGUUCGUAUCCUAUUCCCAACCCUACCUCCUAAACCGGGUUCGUAUCCUAUUCCCAACCCUACCCCCUAAACCGGGUUCGUAUCCUAUUCCCAACCCUACCCCCUAAACCGGGUUCGUAUCCUAUUCCCAACCCUACCCCCUAAACCGGGUUCGUAUCCUAUUCCCAACCCUACCCCCUAAACUGGGUUCGUAUCCUAUUCCCAACCCUACCCCCUAAACCGGGUUCGUAUCCUAUUCCCAACCCUACCCCCUAAACCGGGUUCGUAUCCUCUACCCAACCCUACCCCCUAAACUGGGUUCGUAGCCUCUACCCAACCCUACCCCCUAAACUGUGUUUGUAGCCUCUACCCAACCCUACCCCCUAAACUGGGUUCGUAGCCUCUACCCAACCCUACCCCCUAAACUGGGUUUGUAGCCUCUACCCAACCCUACCCCCUAAACUGGGUUCGUAUCCUCUACCCAACCCUACCCCCUAAACUGGGUUCGUAGCCUCUACCCAACCCUACCCCCUAAACUGGGUUCGUAGCCUCUACCCAACCCUACCCCCUAAACUGGGUUCGUAGCCUCUACACAACCCUACCCCCUAAACUGGGUUCGUAACCUCUACCCAACCCUACCCCCUAAACUGGGUUCGUAUCCUCUACCCAACCCUACCCCCUAAACUGGGUCCGUAUCCUCUACCCAACCCUACCCCCUAAACUGGGUCCUUAUCCUCUACCCAACCCUACCCCCUAAACUGGGUUCGUAUCCUAUUCCCAACCCUACCCCCUAAACGGGGUUCGUAUCCUCUACCCAACCCCUCCAUCCCUCUUUUUAUCGGCCCUGUUUUGUCUGGUCCUUUGAUUUUAAAUUGCACUUUUAAUUGAUGCACUUGAUUUUAUGUAGGCCUACUUUUAAUGUCCUUGAGUAUCUUGAAAGGCGUUCCCCAAAUAAAAUGUAUUAUUAGUAUUUAUCCCUUUCCUCUCUCUCUGCCUGAAAGUGCAGCGGGUCUGAGACGGAGCCCUGCCGGACCCCUCAGCUUGACUUUACUUUAAACCACCCCCCCACCCCCCCUCAGUGUGCUGGCUGCCGGCCUCUCUCACCACCCUGCUACCUGCUGCAGUUUCAGACCUUCCAAAAUGCUCCACAGCUCUGUACCUAUGCACCGCUAUAGCUAUAACGCAUUGCUUGCUGGGCCCACACUGCAUGUAGCCCCGUCAUAGAGGAAAUGACAGACUCAGUCCCUGUCCGAAUACUUUCAAAAUGCUUCUUUCCUUCCUCCCUUCAAAUAAUCACAGAUCUGAUUUGGUUGGAUUGGUGAAAGCAAUAGCAAUGGGCUGAUAACCUUUCUCUCAUCUAUCCAAUCACUUCUAAGACGUGUGAUCAAGGCAGGGAGAAAGGAAGGGUGCACUUUAUUUGCAUUCGAACAGGGCCUCACUCUCCCCUGACCUUGCACGGCAUACAGCACAUAAAGGUGUCAACAUCUGCCUUUGUCAAGGGCUAUACCGAGUAGGCUAGAGCUGAGAUGAAAUGAGUGGGAGGUAAAUAAUACACCCAAGGUAUUCUAUUAUACCAUUACAUGUCACCUUUCAAGAAGGGCCACAUUUUCUAUGGGGUUAGCUAUAGGUAACUGCCAAAAUAAAGGAAACGCCAACAUAGUGUCUUAAUAGGGCGUUGGGCCCACCACGGGUUGGCAGAACAGCUUCAAUGCACCUUGGCAUAGAUUCUACAAGUGUCUGGAACUAUUGGAGGGAUGCGACGCCAUUCUUCCACAAGAAAUUCUAUCAUUUGGUGUUUUGUUGAUGGCGGUGGAAAACGCUGUCUCAGGCCCAGUUCUGGGCCCAGUUUUUCAAAAAUGAUCUAUCUGGAUUUUGCCUCUCGGAUUAAAUGCAUUGAUAUAGAAUGAAUAGAACGGGAGUCCCCAUUUAAGACAAUGAUUCGUCCCCUCUAUUCAUUCUAUUCCUAUGCAUUUAAUCCUAUCCGAUAGGUGAAAUUCAGAUCAAAAACUGGGCCCUGGUGACUGAGACACACACACACACACACACACACACACACACAGCAUAUGUUUUACUAUCCUUAUGGGGACCUAAAAUGUAUUUACACUCCUAUUUUCCCUAAACCUUACCCUAAUUCUAACCUUAACCGCUAACACUAAACCUAACCCCUAAGCCUAAAAUAGCCUUUGUCCUCAUGGGGACCUGGGAAAUGUCCCCAGGAGGGAGAAUUUUCCUUGUUUUACUAUCCUUGUGGGGAUUUCCGGUAGCCACACCCUUUAACUAAAACAAUAUAAAGUCCCCUGUUUAGGGGACCUGCAUGGUUCUGGUACCGGUUCCGACCGACAUUUCCUCUUAUAAAUGUAUCUGUGGACACCGAAGAACGAUGCGGCUUGCAUUGAGUGGUAGCCCUGAUUCUCACGGACGCAGGAGUAUGUCUAUUCUGCCUGUAUGAAGCAGGAUGUGAAAUCUGACUCCACUUGAAGCUAGGAUGUCCCUCCUACCAUUUCAUUCGCUCUUUGGACUUCAGAGAUCGGUUUUAUAGCCAGUAAUCUAAAAUGAUUUAUAGAUUUUAAACAAACACUUUGUUUGUCAUAGACGGACAAGAUUAAUAUGAGAUGAAUGGUGAGUUCGUAGCGAGUUCAGGAAGGCAAGCUAGAGCUCUGUGACGUUCACAGCGAUGUGGGCAGACGUUUUGAUCAAGAGAGACCUUUUAGAAAAUAUACACAUUUUCUCUAACAUGAAAUAUACAAAUGUAUUUUACAGUUAUAAGGAAGGUGUAAUCUUAGUUGUUUUAUAAAUUGAUUAUCAUUCAUACAGUUUUGUUGAAUAGGAAAUAAGUCAUAUAAAAUGUCAUUUGAUCAUAUUUGUACUGUUUACUUGAGCUUGUGUCCUCAAAAGUGACUACACCUCAGCAAUUUAUAACUAUUUUUACCAGAAAGGUGAGAUUGUAACCUUUCUUAGAGUAUGCAGCAUUAUUAGUUAUUGUUUAUGGCCCUCUCAUGAUAAAUAAUUACUUUUGGUGAUUACGUAGAUUACAUUUAGUUACAUUUAAGAGGAUUUAACCCCCCCCCCCCCCCCCCCCAUGGUAGCCAAAAUAAUGGGCAACUGGGUAUUUUUAUACAUGGACUGUUAAUUGCUUAAUUAACUCAGGAACCACAUCGAUGUGGAAGCACCUGCUUUUAAUAUACUUUGUAUACAUAAUUUACUCAAGGGUUUCCUUUAUUUUGGCAUUUACCUGUAUAUCUCUCACUUACAUAUCUAAUCAUAGAAUAACAAGUUUAACAUUAUGUUUUUACUUUUCUUAUGACCAUGUUCAGAUGGUGCUUUACCAAGACAAGCAGUAUUUUACAAGGUCCCUCAUUUUUGCUUUGUAUUUGGACGGUUUUGGAUUUAAAUAGAUAUUCCUUUAGUUACAGUAGGUACCUUUUUUCUCCCAAAACCUAUUUUAUUAUCUCUGACAAUUACCACCUUUAUAUUCUGUAUCUUUCCUUAACUUUCCAUCUUCAGAUAACAGUUUGUGUAAGUAUCUGUAUCUCACUCUCUUUCUGUGUUUUGUAAGCCUAGUACGUUCUCUUUGUGUGCAUUGUGAAAUAGCUGAGCAUGCUUACUGUUUGUGUUUCCGUCUGCUGUUACCUGGUUGUGAUUUUAAAAAAUGUUCCUCCAAACUUUGAACUCACUGUGUCUUUCCAUUAUCAUAGGCCCCCAGUAGCCUCUUAGAUGCCUUGGAGCAGCAUUUGGCUUCUUUAGAAGGGAAGAAGGUGAAAGAUUCAACAGCAGCCAGCAGGUAGGCCUUUUCCCUUCCCUUUGCUCACUGCCAACUGCCAGUACAAUGCAGUCCACUCAGACAAAGCCUGUUUGCUCAGACACCACAUUUAGCAAGUGGGUUUGAGUUGGAGCUGACGUGUUUGUUGGUGGGCAGCAAUCCCAACAAUAUGUUUUGUUACUGUGGUCCGAUGUAUGCUUUUCAUUUGUGUUUUGCCAGUUGUUUCCUUGAAAAUAUUGACAAAUGCACCGGGAGCUACAGUUGCAGUGUUUUUAUCUUCAAUCUAUGCAAGUCCUAUAUUGUUAAUAAUAUCAGGGGCAUUAGAUUUUUGUUUCUUUUUUGUGUCUUUUGAAUGCACUAUAAUUAUGUGCACUGACCAUCAGUGCUCAUACAGGUUUUCUGUUUAGUGUAUUAUAAAAUGGAACUAUCCCACUCAAGCAGAAAUCCUUUCUAUGUUAUGCCAACCUCCUGUUUAAUAUUGUAGCCCUCAACUAUCAAAGUGCAGUUGUAAAAAUAUGCACCACUUUCUAUUACUGAGCUUGUAGAACUCUGCUAAUGCCAGCACAGCACUUUUGACAAUUUUUCCCCCACUAACUGACCCCUGUCUCUCUCUCUCUUCCUCUUUUUCUGUCCAUCAAGGGCUAGCACACUCUCCAACGCCGUCUCCUCUCUGGCCAACACGGGCAUAUCUUUCACCAAAGUGGACGAGAGGGAAAAACAGGCAGCUCUGGAGGAAGAGCAGGCUCGCCUAAAAGCGCUGAAGGUACAUUUUCCUUCUAGUGCCCUCGCUCUCUCUGCUUAUUGCCCUACUGGGUUUAAUCUGUUCUGGCUUUUCAGCAUUUUGGGAUCUUUUUUUAGCUCAUAGGUUGUUCUCAUGAGGUCAUCAGUCAUUGCCUGAUGAUUCCAGUGACUCCCUACCGCCAUUUAAAUUAAGUUAAAAAUUAACAUUUUCAGAGCUUGUAUUUUAAUUGAUCUGGCCAGUAUACUCUAGGUAGGCCUGGGUGUUCGGUUUUGUUGAAUUUGUCCUGUUCCACUUAGGAGCAUCGUCUAAAGGAACUCCAGAAGGGGCCUUCUUUCUCUGCCACCACGGCUGCCUCCCCUGUGUCCAUGGACGGAGGGACCAUCAACACAGCACCGGCCAUCGACCUCUUCUCCACGCCCAGCUUCACAAACAGGUGAGAGCACCCAUUCUAUCCUAGCCCUUAGCCAUAUCCAUGCCACACAUGGCUGUCUCAGUCACCAGAUCUCAACCCAAUGGAACUCUUAUGGGAGAUUCUGGAGUGGUGCCUGAGACAGCGUUUUCCACCACCAUCAACAAAACCCCAAAUGAUGGAAUUUCUCCUGGAAGAAUGGUGUAGCAUCCCUCCGAUAAAGUUCCAGACACUUGUAGAAUCUAUGCCAAGGUGCAUCGAAGCUGUACUGGCUCGUGGUUGCCCAACGCCCUACUAAGACACUAUGUUGGUGUUUCCUUCAUUUUGGCAGUUAUCUGUAGUGGUUUUAUGUACCCAUGUCUACUAUUGUAAUUACAUUCUGUUAAGUACACAUCAACAUUCCAGCGCACACGCACAUUAAUGUAAAAGUGGCGGAGUUGGCCGAAAUACUAGGUUACAUGCAUAGUGCCCAGGCACUGAUAUAAUCAUAGCUCCUUGUGGAGUUUAUGGUUAUGUCCCAAAUGGCACCCUAUUCCCUAUAAAGUACACUACCUUUGACGAGAGCCCUAUAGGGAAUAGUAUCUUAUGUUUACAUUUGCUUACCCAUUCAGUUGUUUCAGAUCUUUGAGUGGGGAAUUAAUAAUAGCCUAGUGGUUGAGGUUGUUGAAUUUAGAAUGGGCAAACCUCCCCCUCAUUCCACACUAGCAAGCCACUGCUCAGUAGCUCAGGGCCUAUUCCUAGAGAAGCCAGACUAGACAGUCAGUGCUAUGUAACCGUAGAGCCAAACACUAUUAAUAGGCCUGCCCAUCUAUUCUUACACGCUCCUUCCUGUGCCUUUGCCCACCUAAUGAAACUGAUGCCAGUGGAACGCAUCUGUAGUGCCACAGCUGCACGAAUGUCAAUGUACUUCUCAAAAAUAAUCUCAUGCAUAAAUGUAAGCAUUAAAAAUAAGAAUUAUUCAAUUGUAGCUCCAACGUAAAGGUGAAUGGCAAGGGUGCUGUUGCUUAACUGCACGGCUAGAACGUAUUGCAUUCCCAUGUUAGAAGCAGAUCAUGGUAGCUGUUCAAGGAGCCUUUCUGGCUGUACAGAGGGUAUUGAUUGCAUGUGACUUUCAGAGAGACCACCGUUUCUCCCACUCGACUGCUUAAAAAUGACUGCAGAGUUUGUCUUCAGUGUGUGUGCUUAAAAUGUUUGGGAUUGUUUUAACCCUUUUUUUUGUAGGUGAGGGGUGGGAGUAAGGAAUAGGUAGAAAGUCCCCCCCCCCCCCCCCCCAUCCUCUGCUAGAUACAACUUCUACCUUGAGCGUUAUGAAAACCUUUUGAAAAGGCUACGGUAGAGUUUGGGGUUUUGCUUUUGGGAGACUGUGUCUUUUUGUCUUUUCUACUUCUCUUCCUCCUCCCCACUCAAGCACUUCCAAGGCGGCGAGCGACCUGCUGGACUUGCAGCCUGCGUUUCAGCAGCAGGCACUGCCCAUCUCCAGUGGCCUACCGACAGCCAACACAUGGGGAGGUGAGAGCUCCCGUCACACCGUGGAUGCCUGUUUUACACCCCUUAUUGACUCUACAUACAUACAGACACACACACACUCUUUCAUUGUAUUUCUCUGGGUAAACUAAUGUGAUAGGCCUGUACAAAUGUCAUAGUGGAUACAUGUCCAAGCAAGCCUGUGCCUACUUAAACAGCUUAUUAACUUAAGUUUGCUGGUGGGGGAUAUACAGUGGCUUGCGAAAGUAUUCACCCCCCCUUGGCAUUUUUCCUAUUUUGUUGCCUUACAACCUGGAAUUAACCAGAUUUUUUGGGGGGGGGUUUGUAUCAUUUGAUUUACACAACAUGCCUACCACUUUGAAGAUUCGAAAUAAGACAAAAAAACAGAGAACUUGAGCGUGCAUAACUAUUCACCCCCCCCCCCCCCCCAAAGUCAGUACUUUGUAGAGCCACCUUUUGAAGUAAUUACAGCUGCAAGUCUCUUGGGGUAUGUCUCUAUAAGCUUGGCACAUCUAGCCACUGGGAUAUUUGCCCAUUCUUCAAGGCAAAACUGCUCCAGCUCCUUCAGGUUGGAUGGGUUCCGCUGGUGUACAGCAAUCUUUAAAUGAUACCACAGAUUCUCAAUUGGAUUGAGAUCUGGGCUUUGACUAGGCCAUUCCAAGACAUUUAAAUGUGUCCCCUUAAACCACUCGAGUGUUGCUUUAGCAGUAUGCUUAGGGUCAUUGUCCUGCUGGAAGGUGAACCUCAGUCCCAGUCUCAAAUCUCUGGAAGACUGAAACAGGUUUCCCUCAAGAACUUCUCUAUAUUUAGCGCCAUCCAUCAUUCCUUCAAUUCUGACCAGUUUCCCAGUCCCUGCCGAUGGAAAAACAUCCCCACAGCAUGAUGCUGCCACCACCAUGCUUCACUGUGGGGAUGGUGUUCUCGGGGUGAUGAGAGGUGUUGGGUUUGCGCCAGACAUAGCGUUUUCCUUGAUGGCCAAAAAGCUCAAUUUUAGUCUCAUCUGACCAGAGUACCUUCUUCCAUAUGUUUGGGGAGUCUCCCACUUGCCUUUUGGCGAACACCAAACGUGUUUGCUUAUUUUUUUCUUUAAGCAAUGGCUUUUUUCUGGCCACUCUUCCGUAAAGCCCAGCUCUGUGGAGUGUACGGCUUUAGGUGGUCCUAUGGACAGAUACUCCAAUCUCUGCUGUGGAGCUUUGCAGCUCCUUCAGGGUUAUCUUUGGUCUCUUUGUUGCCUCUCUGAUUAAUGCCUUCCUUGCCUGGUCCGUGAGUUUUGGUGGGUGGCCCUCUCUUGGCAGGUUUGUUGUGGUGCCAUAUUCUUUCAAUUUUUUAAUAAUGGAUUUAAUGGUGCUCCGUGGGAUGUUCAAAGUUAUUGAUAUUUUUUUAUAACCCAACCCUGAUCUGUACUUCUCCACAACUUUGUCCCUGACCUGUUUGGUCUUUAUGGUGCCGCUUGCUUGGUGGUGCCCCUUGCUUGGUGGUGCCCCUUGCUUAGUGGUGUUGCAGACUCUGGGGCCUUUCAGAACAGUUGUAUGCAUGUAUGUAUGCAUGUAUAUGUGUGUGUGUGUAUGUAUGUAUGUAUGUAUGUAUGUAUGUAUGUAUGUAUGUAUGUAUGUAUGUAUGUAUGUAUGUAUGUAUGUAUGUAUGUAUGUAUGUAUGUAUGUAUGUAUGUAUGUAUGUAUGUAUGUAUGUAUGUAUGUAUGUAUGUAUGUAUGUAUGUAUGUAUGUAUGUAUGUAUGUGUAUGUAUGUAUGUAUGUAUGUAUGUAUGUAUGUAGUUGUAUGUAUGUAUGUAUGUAUGUAUGUAUGUAUGUAUGUAUGUAUGUAUGUAUGUAUGUUGAUAUGUAUGUAUGUAUGUAUGUAUGUACUGUAUGUAUGUAUGUUGUAUGUAUGUAUGUAUGUGUAUGUAUGUCUGUAGUUUAUGAUGUAUGUAUGUUAUGUAUGUAUGUAUGUUUAUGUAUGUAUGUAUGUAUUUGUAUAUGUAUGUAUGUAUGUACUGAUGUGAUGUAUGUAUGUAUGUAUGUAUGUAUGUAUGUAUGUAUGUUGUUGUUGUAUGUUGUAUGUUGUUGUUGUAUGUUGUAUGAUGUUGUAUGUAUGUAUGUAUGUAUGUAUGUAUGUAUGUAUGUAUGUAUGUAUGUAUGUAUGUAUGUAUGUAUGUAUGUAUGUAUAUAAUGGUGGACUUUAUUUAACUAAUUAUUUGACUUCUGAAGGUAAUUGGUUGCACCAGAUCUUUAGGGUCUUCAUAGCAAAGGGGGUGAAUACAUAUGCACGCACCGCUUUUCCGUUAUUUAUUUCAUUCCACUUCACCAAUUUGGACUAUUUUGUGUAUGUCCAUUACAUGAAAUCCAAAUAAAAAUCCAUUUAAAUUACAGAUUGUAAUGCAACAAAAUAGGAAAAACGCCAAGGGGGAUGAAUACUUUUGCAAGGUACUGUAACUUGUGUAUUUGACCUAACUCCUGAAAGCUAUUGGUGAACUUGAAUUAGAAAUUGGGUGGUAAGGCCGCUCUCUUAAUAUCAGCUAAAGUCGAUCAACAGUUAAAUCACAGUUAGGUAGUUUGCUAGACAAACUGUCAGCAACUCUGGCCCAUUUGUAUCAUGACUGUAAACUUAUUUAUUCAUAGUAUUAUUCAAGUUAUUAAUUUACCUGAUUGCUAUGACACCUUUUGUCCUUCAUUCAUUACAUUUUAGUCAUUUAGCAGACGCUCUUAUCCAGAGCGACUUACAGUUAGUGAGUGCAUACAUUUUCAUACUGGCCGCCCGUGGGAAACGAACCCACAACCCUGGCGUCGCAAGCGCCAUGCUCUACCAACUGAGCUACAGGGGAGCUACACUUGACUGUUCCGGUUGUCAUUCAUGGCAUUGGUAUUUAAACUUCAUGACGGAGGUGCCAAAUUAAGAGGCACCUUUAUCUUGAGUGCCUUGUAAUGUUGUGUGUGCUUUGGAAUUCAGGGUCUUGUGUCAAUGGAAAGUAAAUAAUGAUAAGGUUGAAAUGAUUAGAUACAAACCAACCUAACUGUGUUUGUCUUUUCACUUACAAAUACACCAAGUUUGGUGUCCCUCAACUAAAAACAUUGUUCUUUGUUGUGUUUUAUUCUAAUACUGUAGUCAUUGAGGGAGUGGUGGUUCUCUCAUACUGUGACAUACAGUGUGAAUUUACUGUUACUUUUUGCCGGUCCUGCAAAGUUCCAGGUUUUUAUAGUUUUAUCAAGUAUACUUUUUAAAAACCUUUACAACAAAUGUGCUGCAUUGGUUCAAUUUUAAUAUUUGGUUUCCAGAUGUACUUGUCAGAAGAACUAGUGGAUACCAUUUGUAUGUUUCUGUGUCUAGUAUGAAGGAAGUUAGAGGUACUUUCGCAAGCCAAUGCUAACUAGCGUUAGCGCAAUGACUGGAAGUCUAUACCCAUAGACUUCCAGUCAUUGAACUAAUGCUAGUUAGGACUGGUUCGCGGAAGUACCUCUAACUUCCUUUAUACUGGACACAGAGACAUAAAAAUGGUAUCCACAAGUUCAUCUGACUCUGGGGAAGUAGAUAAAGGGCCUCUGCCAAAAUCCCGACGUGUCCCUUUUAAGGCGCUGUCUUUGUUUCAUGUCAAGUGAACAUUUUGGACUGGUGCACAUGUUUAGUAUAUAGCCUUUGGUGUAAACACACUAUGGGGUUAGAUGCAUGUGAUGAAAGAACCUGCUUCAUGUCAAAUAUUGCUUGCUAUAGCUUAGAUACAAUUAUUGUGACUCUGGGUGACAACAUAAGGCUGUUUUAUCUCCUUGCAAUGAUACUUUGAGUAUUUGUGAUACGAAAACUCACAGUUCAUGAAGAAUUCUGGCAUGGGAUUUAUGUUCUGCCGCACCCUGUGUUGUGUUUCUGCACGCUUCGUUUAACCUGACUCAUCGUCCUCUACUAACAUCUCCCGGUUCUCUUCUUCUGUUUGUUCCCUUUGCCUGUGUAGAUCCUUUCAUUUCUACAGAAGCUGUCUACGACUCCAUUCCAAACUUUAACCCUUUCCUAUCACACCCUGUUGUUGAUGCUGUCCAUCUACCUGUUGAAUCUUCCGAUGGUGUUAGUUCUAGGACACCCAGUCAUGAAAUGUUUGGUGGUAAACACAUUUUUUCUUUAUUUCUCUAUUAUGGUGGUGUUGUCAAAUUGUGCCCAUUGUCAUAUUCAGCCUGCAUGCACCAUUAUGCCCUCUUUCUCCUAGUAUUUCCAACUCAAGCUGUGUGGGUGCAUGUGGUUGUGUUUACAUACGGUAUAUGAUGUAGUGGUUUGGCGCUACCAACGUUCUUUCAGGAAUCAGGUGCUUAUCGGAGACAUUGUAGAUCCUUGGUAUUCCAAAUAAGGAAAGGUGAAAGCAUCUCCCAUAAAUGACCUCACCAACAAUGUUUUAAGUUCAUGGUGCUCUUUUAUUUUUAAAAAGCUGAUGCAUUUCGACCGUGUGGUCUUUGUCAAUUGCUAGCACCAUUACCUAAAACCCUUACAGUAUAUUAUUUGCUUUGGUUUGACUGUGUGCCAUGAUGACACAAGAUUUACAUUCACUCUGUUUCCUUACCCAUGUAUGUUCAUAGCAUAUAAUGUAACAUAAGACUUCUGUCACUUGUUUUUGAAUUUUUAAAGUGAUAAGGAAAACAAUCACAUUGUUGCUUGAAUUUUAUAUUUAUUUUGUAUUAUAUUUUUGAUUCUCCAGAUCAUUACAAUCCCUUUAUUGAUUCGAGCACCUCCAUUGCAUCUGAUCAUGAGCACACAGUGCGGAUAGAGCAGUUUAUCUCAGGUACUAUGAUGGGGAAUCCAACUGACCUAUGUUUUCUGGAAACAUAGGACCCUGAACCUACGCCGGGUUCAUGUUUGCUCUAGUCUACUUGCUUUCCUGAUUGCCGUUUGCUUUUAGUGCUAGUGUUUUGCGUUUGGCUUUUUGAAGAAUUCCUUCCUUUUCACAAACUGCUCUGCUAGAUUUUACUUUUCAAUUUUGACUAUCUUCUUCUGCACGUACUUUUCUGGAACUAUACUUUUCAUUCAUCUUGUUUCUCAACGUGCCUUCUAAAACCCCCUCUGUUUGCUGUCCAUUCCUCCUGCUUGGCUCUGGUUGUGUGUCAGACUCCUUCUGUGGGCCAGCAUCUUACCCUACCACUCCUCUCUUUCAAUCUGAGCCCCCCGCUGUAGCAGGUCUAUUUGGAGGUAAGUACCUGGGGCUUGCCAUUCCUACUGUCCCCUUGUCUUAUCUCUGGCCCGAAAAGAAAACUUGGGUGUACAGAAUAGAUUUGAAUGGACAAGAAGGGUGUCCGCAAGAUGGCUGAAGAUGGUGGAACCAUCAUACUUAAGUUAACAAGUGAAAGAAAUACUUCCAUUUUGCACCAGAAAGCUUGAUUAAUGCCUCAACUAAUAUCAGCCCCCAACCCUCUUCUGCUUCCUUUGACCCAGGGUUCUCAGCAUCUCCCACCCCGCAGCCUCAGACCGCCAGAGGCCUUAAUGUCGACUUUGACUCUGUGUUUGGUAACAACGUGGACUCUGCUGGUAAAGAUCACACAUCCCCCUACCUCUCCCAACUCCCUAUCCCUCUCAUCACAUGCACAAGCUCCACAUAGAAGUUACCCUUAGGCACAGCUCAAGGAUCAGCUUACCCUCUCCUAAUUCGAACCUUAACCAUCAGGGGGGAAUCACAAAGCUGAACUUAGAACAGUGUCUAGGGGCAACAUAAUGCUUCUCCCAUGGGCGCCACAUCCACUCUGCUGCCCACUGGGUCCAACUCGCCUCAUGACUGGUGGCAACUCACCUCAUGGGCCAUCGCAGUGCUUGGGGAUUGGAUGUUUUGGAAAUUACUUCAAUAUACUUGCAGCGAGUGCUUGAUCAAUGAUUGAGAAAAUUUACCACCAUGAAAUAUGGGCAUGAAUGAUUUGCUUCAAAGUUUUCCAAAAUAAGUACCGGUAUUCAUGAUUAUGUUAGAUAUUUUUUUGGUGCUAUUUUGGAUGGGAAAGCACAGACUUCCCUCAGGGAUUCACAUGCACUAUUUUCAAUUACUUGUCCGUCAUUCGAGACAUGGCGGGUUUCAGAACUGGCAAGGUCUGCUAUAGUGCCUUUUGAGCUUCUUUAGCUAGCACUUCUUGAAGUCUUUCACUGCCGGGGCCUGCAACAUGGCAGUUUGUCAUGAAUAGAACCCAAAGACUCAGGGUACUGCUUUCCUCAGCAUUACACUGUAACAUAACACAACAAAACUAUAUUUUGGUAUUUGUUUCAUUCAUAUUGAUAUAGUCCCAGAAUGUUUUGCAUGUCAGCAAUCAAGUUUUCAAGAUGUAUAACUUUCAAAAUACAGCCAGUAUUAGUACUUGGUCCAUUUUUAUUACAACUGUCUCCAAGAUAAAGCACUUUCUGGAAAUCAAAAACAUUCCAUGAUACAUCAUAGGAUGUAAAAUGCAUGAUUUUUACGUUUUUUAGUAUAUUAUUCCUUUAAAGUCCAGCUAGUCAUUUUAUUCCUCCAUCACAUUGUCUAAUCUUGCAUGAUCUUUAAGGAAAAUGGAAGAGCUUAGGAAAUUAGUAUUGGCACUAUUUCAAUCUCUCUCAAUAUAGCCUACUGCCCCUGAGUAGUUAUGCCUAUGGAGUCAUAAGCACGUCACCGAUGGGUGCAUUUGGCAGCAAAGUGCCUUUUGGUGCUCAAUAAAGUUUUAGUGAAGAGCAGAGAAUGUACACAUGAAUGUAAUGUGUGGAUUUUGGGGCGCUUCGCUCACAAUCUCACCAAUGUUUUGUUUCUCUCCCUUGUUCAUUGGGUGAACACACUUUGGGCCUUGGCUUUUGCAUGGCAUAUGCAUGACUGGGUGAGUUGACUACAUACUCCUUAGUCCUGGUCAGCCAGCAACUUCAUUGUAAUUUUCACAUGCGACACCUGCUUCCCAUUUUGCUCACGUUAACCAACAUCCUCUUACCUGUUUCGUCUCUGGUGUUGUGUGUCGUUGUUGUGUGUCGUCUGUGGCGUUCUUUUACUACCUUGUUUUUACUCUCCUACCCUCCACCCUGCCCCCUUUUUUCUUUUAAAACGAUGUUUUAGGUGGCAUCCUCAUACCCACAGUGGCCUCCUCGCCCAGCCAGGUGCUAACCCCCUGCGGGCAGCAGCCUGGGAAGCUUGUGUCUGAUGACCUGGACUCGUCCUUGGCCAACCUUGUGGGCAGUAUGUAUCAUUAACAUGCUUCUUAGACCUUUCUCCCACUUUACUAUACUGGUCCACUGCAUAUGUGCUAUUGAUGGAUACUCAACAUUUUUAGCUGACCAGCUUCCAGAUGAAGUGUCACAUGCCAGCUUUAUUGGACACUGUCAAGUCAGUGGCUCUAUGCACUCAACUGACAAUGCAUUCUCUUUCCUUUUCAGAUUUGGGAAUUGGCAAUGGUGUGGCAAAAAAGUAAGAAUGCAAUGAUAACUAAACUGGAAUCACUUUUUUUUACAUUUUAGUCAUUUAGCAGACACUCUUAUCCAGAGUGACUUACAGUUAGUGAGUGCAUACAUUUUCAUACUGGCCCCCUGUGGGAAACGAACCCACAACCCUGGCGUUGCAAGCGCCAUGCUCUACCAACUGAGCUACAGGGGACUUUUAUUUACCAUACUGAUGUGGCAGUUAAAUGAAAAUAAUUAACAUUUCAAAUAUUUAUUUAGUGAUAUUCAUUGGAGUCAGCCUGGUGAGAAGAAGUUGACAGGUGGAAACAAUUGGCAACCAAAGACUGCUCCCUCUACCACAUGGAACCCUGCCACC
Molecule: messenger RNA, 19724 nt
Organism: Coregonus sp. 'balchen'
Lineage: Eukaryota; Metazoa; Chordata; Actinopteri; Salmoniformes; Salmonidae
Source: the annotation of a GenBank genome assembly